GAAAAUUAUAACUGCAAUUUACUAAUAAAUAAUUUAAUCUUAAAGCACAAUAUUAUUUUUAAUAUAGUGGAAACGUUAAGUCUUAAAUACAUUAAUAGAUUCUAAUUAUUUUAUUUAAAAAUCUAAUAAUAAAAUAAUAUGUCAAGUGAUUUAAUUUUUAUUUACUUUUGUCAUCAAUGUUUAUAUAACAUAACCUGUACAUAAUAUAUCUAAGGGAUUUUUUUCAAAUUUAAAAUGUAUAAGACUUCAAAAGUAGAAAUUCCGAAGCUAGAAGUACAAUGGUCUCCUGUACACAAAAGUAAAUUUAUUACUUGGGGACCUGACAUUCGAAUGUAUGAAGUUGUAAACACUACAGUAUCUGAAGGUUCUAAAAGUAGUGACACUCCUAAAGGUUUAUUUACAUUCAAUGAUCUAAUCAUAAUUUUAUAAAUUUGUUAUUAUACGAUGUUCAUUUAAUAUAUAGUGUAUAUUCAAACUUUUAUAGGUUUAUUAUUAUCUUCUAAUACAGCAGCUAAUUUGUUGGCAACAAGUACAAAUCAUCGUUAUGUUAAAUGUAUUGAUAUAUAUCCCAAACCAGACUCGGAAACUAUGUUAGCUAUUGGACAUGCAAAUGGCAAAGUAACUUUCUGUACAUUUGGUUUAGCAACUGUGAAUAAUACAUUAGCUGGACUUGAACUAGGACCAAGUAUUAAAUUAUUUAAUUAAAAUAAAUAUAUAUAUAUAUAUAUAUAUAUAUAUAACGAAGGUACUAAUAACCUAUAUAUUAUUAUUUAGUUUCACGUUGUUCUCGGCAGUGUAAUGCAAUUUCAUGGAAUCCAGUUAAUUAUAAUUUGUUAGCUUGUGGUUUAGACAAAUAUCGUUCUGAUCAAUGUAUACAAAUAUGGGAUGUAGAAAAAAGUCCAUUGAUAAACACUGAAUUAUCACCUGGAAAACCUUUUUUUGAAUUUGGAACAGGAGAUACUGCUCAUUCCUUAGCAUGGUUUAAUUCAUCACCUCAUGUUUUAGCUUUCAGUUGCAAUGGUAAAACCAUUCGUUGUAUUGAUAUUAGAGGUACUUAAGUAUUUUAUUAUAGUUUAAGAUAUAAUAUUUUAAAAUUAAUUCAAUUUUAUAAAAUAUUUUUAGAUGCCUCUAAAUCAACAAAUAUAACACAAACUCGAGCAGUGUAUGGUAUUGAUAUAGCAGUAUAUAAUAAUAAUCAUAUUGUUUCAUAUUGUGACAAUAGUAUAGUUUUAUGGGACUCUAGACACUUAGAAAAACCAGUUGUAACUUUAACACAGAGUAAAAGUGUACUUAAAGUUCAGUGGUGUCCGACAAGGUGUAACCUUAAUAUAUUAUUAUAGUAUAGGUAUAUAUUGAUUAGAUUUAUAAUAUGGUCAAAGAUGUAAAUGUGUAAAAUUGUUAUCCAAGAAAAGUUAUUUCCCUACAAAUUGCCAUUUAAAUUAGAAAUUGUUAUUCAUAUAGGUAUAAAUUCCAUAAUUUAAUUUUGUAUCUUACAUUUAAUCAUUUACUUUUUGAAUUAAAUUUUAGAUUUUGAUUGUUAUGAGAAAGAAAUGUUCCUAUGAUGUAUGUUUUUGUAAUUUUUUAUCUUUUAACAAUUUUUUUACUAAAAAUCUUGAUCCAAUCAAAAAAUAACAGGAUACUUUUUUGUUGCACUUCAGAUUUAGUUAGUUGAGAGGUAAUUUUUUUAUUUUCCAAUAGGUUUUCAUAAUAAUAAGGAAAAACUGGAAACAAAAAUAUAGGAGAAAAAGACAAAUACUUCUGGUGCACUGCAGCGUUACCACUUUCAUUGUUUUAAAUUCAAAGCACAGCGAAAAAUUUAUUGGUUUUACAAUCGAGUUUGGUAUUAUUUUUUCCUUUUUUCUUUAUCUGUGAGAAACUUUUCUACCAGAAAUCUUGCUCCAAUGUAUCAAGUAUAGCCCUUUUUUCCGUAAGAAAAUUUAAUCUAAGUGAUAAUUUAGAGAAGUAAUUUUUAACUUAUUUUCAUAAUAAUUGGAAAAACAAGAAAAUUUACAAAAAUAAUGCUUUUUUUUUGGUUGUAAUUCAGUUAAAAAUAUUUAUAGCCAUAUAAACAGAAAACUUAUAUUUGCCUUUUCGAAACUUCGUAAAAUUUUCAAAACAUUUGUACCAUUUUUCAUGCUGUUUAUAGACAUUUUCAUUUUGCAAGUUGUUUUACUUAUUUUGUGUUCAGUAUAUAUUAAAUGUGUUUAAAAUUGUUGCCUAAAUCGAAAUUGUUAAAUAUUUAUAAGGAGGUUUAAUAUAAGUCAUACUUUGUGGUAAAAAAAAAUUGAGUUUAAUGUACUUUUUUUUUUUUAAUAAGAAAUUUUAUACCAAAUUUUGAUGAAAAUUGUAAAUAUUUUUGUCUUUCAAAACAUUUUUAACUGAACUUUGCUCUAAAUUGUUUUUCAUUAGCAAUGAUUGAUUGUUGUAUAGAAAUAUGAACUAAAUUCCUUUACAAUUAUCUUACUUUCCAAACUUUUCGCCUACAACAUGGGGAGCCAUUAUGGAAGUAUGUUUGUCUUUUUAAGAUUGAUGGUUUCGACCAGAAAUCUUGCUUUAAUUAAAAAAUGUUAAGAGGCCUUUUUUGUUUCAUUUUAGAUCUAGUUGAUCCAAAAUAUAUUAAUAUAAUUAGAAUAUAAGUAAUUUUUUGAAAACAAAUUUAGGCAAUUUUAUGACUUUAAUGAUUUCAAUUUUGGUUUUUUUUUUUGUAAAUCGGUGAAUUAUGGUAGAGAUAUGAAAUUUUUACAAAAUACUUAUAUUACCCUUUUCUAGAUAUGAUAAAAUCAUUUUCAAAUAUUUGUAAUUUGAAAUUUUCUUUGGCCUCCAAUCUUGGGAACUAAUAUCGAUAUAAAAUAAAAUUAUUAUAAAACACGUUUUUAUUUUUUUUUAAAUUUUCUUACAUAAUUUGGUAAUUUUACCCAUUGAUAAUAUUUUUGUCCACCGUUAUUCUUCCUCAAUAAAUUGUCUUUGACCAUAACCCAUAACUAUGGUAUAUACCUAUAAAAGAUAUACUCUGCUUAGAGCAAAAACUCAUUUAUUAUUUUUAGUAAAAUGUUUAAGAGCAAAUAUAUAUUAAACCAUUGAUAAUUUUAUAGUUUUAACUACAGUAAAAUUAGCAAAAUAUCACUAUCGAUCAUUUAAUAACUAUAGAUUACUAUCAGUCACAGUCUCUGAAAAGUGAGGUAUAUAAUAUGUAAAAAUAUUAUAUAUUUUUAUAUGUUAAGCUCUUAAAGAAUGGUUUCGUAAGUGAUCAACAUAAUUUUCUUAAUCUAUACAUUAUUUACUGGUAGUUGAGUUGAAUUGUAAACAAAAUAAUGUGUACACAUAGUUUAUUAAAAUAUAAAUUGAAUUAGGUAUGUUUAAAUAGAAUAAAUUGGUAAAAUAUGUUUCAUAAAAUAUAAUUCAAAACUAUACAUAUCAAAAGGAAAUAAGUAAUUUAUAAUAAUGCAUUAUUUAAAAAAAAGAAUGUUUUACAAAAUAUUAGACUCAAUGACAUCGUUUUGUGGUAUUUUGGCGAGCUUCAAUUUGAUAAUCGAUAAUGCUGGUCAAUUAUUAUUGUUUUAUUAGUUUUAUAAAUAGAGACCAGAUUUUUAUUCUCUUAUAAUUCACAAAAGGCGCUUUAAAACGUCAAAAGAUCGCUGGAAAAAAAAAAAACUCAAAAAUAUUUAAAAGAGCAAAAAUGAAAGAGCAGUUCAAAAGUUCCCACUCUAAUGACUUAAAAUUAUUAAAUUAAAUUUCCUAACACUACAAAAAUGAUUCCCAUAAAAUAAUUUCUUUUAAAGAAAAUCAUACACAUUAUUAAAAAUAAUUACUUUUUAUUAAUUAUUUUUGUGGUGUUAGAAAAUAUUAUUUUUUAAGUUAAAUCUGAUUAAAGGGGAACUUUUGAUCUCCUCUUAUCAUUUUUUCUUUUUUCAGAGAUUUUUUGACAUUUUACAGCAUAUUUUUGUGGAUUAUAAGAGUGCGUGGAAUCCUAAGAAUAUUAUUGUAUUGUUAAUAUAAUUAAAUUGUAGACUGUGAAAACUAUGGUGAUCAUUGACAUCACCAAUGAAUUGAAUCUACGUGUAGUUCACUUACGAAACCAUUACCAACGUUUCAUAUACUAAUAAAUAAUAUAAUGUAACUAAUGUAAUUUACAGUGAUGGAAAAGUAAUUUUUAAAUAUGAAACAAUUUUAUUUCUUCAAAUUUAAAUAAGAGUAAAUUAUUUAUAUUUUUUCUUAUACUCUGUUUAUCAAAUAUACUAAUUUUAAAUAUGUAUAUAAAUUGUGUACUAUUUUUAUGAAAUAAACAUUCACGCAUCAGUUGAGUUUUAAAAUUAAAAUUAAAAUUCUACAAAUUCACUAAUCAACUUUUAACUAAUGGACAAUGGCUAAUUUUCAUAAUAAUAGUAGUAUGUAACACCUAACUAAAAAAUUAUAUUUUUGAAAAUUAAAAAAAAGUACAAUUCAUAGUUUUUUCUUUAACUGAUAAAUAAAAUAUUAGUAAUCCAUAUAAUUAUGGUCUAUAAAAGUAAACUUGUCAACAAACUAAAAAUGUUCAUAUUCAUAAAAAAUAAGAAUUUACUAGUUCAAAUUUACCUCUUGAAAAUUAAACAUGUUUAUAUCCAGUUCAUAUAAAAUAAUCCUUGUCCAAUCCAAUAACAUGUUCUUUUCCAUCACUGGUCAUUUAUCAUAAAAGAAUUAGGUAUUCUUAUUUGCUAUGCUGUGAUGUCAUCAGUUUAAAAGUUGAAAAAUUCUUUUUUUUUUUUCGUCAAAUUUUACCUGAAUAAAGAGACUGUAUAGUAUUUAUUAAAUUUAUUUAUCUUUUUUGUCUCUUUUUAUUAUCUUUAAUGAGUUUUCUCUCUUAACUUAUUGUAAUCCACAUAAUAAAUAGCAUAAAUAUUAAAAAGUGCCUACCUCAUCAUGUUUUCUUUUAUGCAAUAAUAAAUUUUUAAUAAUUAUUUUUUUUAUUAGGCAAAAUUUAUUAGGGUCAUUACAAAAGGAUACUAUGGCUAUAAGCUUACAUGAUAUGCAACAAAGCCUGGAAGAAGCAGAACCUUCAGCUUUAGAAAGAACUGUGCAUCCAGGACAAGGCAAUAUACAUCUUACUUCAUUUUCAUGGCAUCCAACUCAUGAAAAUAGGUUACUAGCCAUUUCUCAAACAGGUUAUUUGUUAUUAGUUUUAAGCAGAGCUUUGAAAUAUGUGCACUUAAAAUCUACAUACAAAAUGCCCUGAAAAAAAAAAAUUAAAAAGCAAAAAUGAUAAAGGAGUUUAAAGCCCCCCUUUAAAGGCUCUAACUUAUUAACCACAAUUUUCUAACACCAAAAUAAAUAUUCACAUAGAAUAAUUAUUUUAAGUACAAUUGUGGAUUUUAAGUCCAUAAAUUCUUGAACCUUGGUUAUUAAUCUUGUUUUUAAAUAUUUGUAUUACAUUUUUUUAAUCAAAUUAUUUAGGUGUUUUAAAUGAUUACUGUGUAUUUGAGAGAAUGACUCUAAAUUGGUCUACUACUUCAAAUAUUGCUUGGACCUAUGGACAGCAUAAUCUUAAAUUUAUAAGUGAUAAAGACUUAGUUUAUUCUUCCUUUGAAGAUGUAUCAACUAUUAUAAAAAUGCGUGCAUUUUCACAAUAUGGCAUUAAAGUACAGUUAUUUCAAUUAAUAUAGUUUAAUAAUAAGUGUGUGACCUUUAAACUUUUAGAUUCUGAAAAACCUAUGAGAAAUGUAUAUUGUAUAGAUUUUACUAUGAUGUGUGUUUUUGUUUUUUUCUAUUUGUUAAUAAUUUUAUCAAAAUAUUGUUUUGAUUUCUAAGUGUAAUAUCUUCUCUGAAAGUAAACUGUAUAUAGUUAAUUUAUCAGGAUGUCAAAGGCAAUUAUGUCUAGUUGGUGCAUUGAGAGGUAAUUUUAUUUUAUUUCCUUGAAGUUUUUUUAUAACUGAUACCAAAAACUUUCACCUAAUACUUGUAUUGGGCUUUUCGAGAUGUUUAAAAUAUUUUGGCUAUUUAUAAGAAUUUGACAUUGUCAAUUUUUUUUUAGUUUUAUAUAGAUUAAAUUUAAUUGAUCGGGAAAUAUAUUUUACAUAAUAUUCACAUUAGAUGUACUUAGUGGCUAAAAAUUCUAAGUUAUGUAACUUUUUUAUUAUUAGCAUUUUAAGUUUAAAUUUUAAAGAAAAUCAUAAAAUUCAUGGUAUUUCAAAACAUGUUUAACUGAACUUCACCCAGAAUCAUAUUUUAUCAACAAUGACAUAUUAUUGUUUAUAUAUAUGUAAUCCUACUUUUUUGACUUUUUAUCUACAACAGUGGCAUACCCAUCAACUUUUCUUUUUCUGUAUACAACUUUAUUUUAUUUAGGAUUUUGCAGAAAAUGCUAAACUCGUAGAUGAUCCUAUCAUAAAAAAUGUGUGGUCUUGGUUAGACUUAAAUAGAAAAGUCACUAGAGCUGGUAUUGUGCCUAUGACUCCAGGUGUACCAUUUCCUGGGAUAAAGUAUGUUUUAUAAUACAAAAUUAAUAAUGAUUUUUUAAAAGAUAUUUUUAAAAUAUAUGUAUACAUUUAUUUUAGGAUAUUUCAGGAUUUUUUUUAUCAAAUUAUUCUUUUAAUUAUAUUACCCAAUUUUUUUAGAUUUUUUUGAAAUAAUUUUGAAGACCACCAGCAUUGUUUUUAAGAAAAUUUGAAUUUAUUUAUAUUUAUAUACAUACAUAAAUAAUAAUUUUUAAAAGAACACUACACCUGUAUUUACUGUUUCCAUCUUACAAACACCUAACAGAGCAAAUUUGCGUUCAGUAAAUCAAAUUUUGUGUCUUAUGUUUUAAUAUUAAAGGUAGUUGACUUAUUACUUAACUUAAAGGUAAGAUGGAUUAUGUGUGAUGUUGAUUACACAUAAUUCAUCCAUAUCCAUAAUCCUAGUGUUGAUGUUUUUUUGAUAUUUUAAUUUAUAAGCAAGAUAAUAUAAUAAUCAUUUUUAAUUUGUGAUAUUUCACAUACUCAUAUCUUGUUUAAAAAAUUAAAAUAUUGAAAAAACAUAAACGUUAGGGCAUAUAUAAUCUUUUUACCUUUAAUUUUUGUAAUUAGUCGAUUUGCUUUGAUAUUAAAACUAACUAAAUUAACUAUUCCUUUGUCCUACUGAACGCAAAUUGUUAUGUGUUGCAUUUGUAAGACGCAUAUAUUAGAUAUGACAUCUUGGGCAUCCUCCUAAUGUAUUGUUAUAUCAAAAAUAAUCAUAAACAAAAUAAAAAAACACUACUAUUUUUUUUAAUUUUUUUUUUUAAAUUAAUUAUUCUAAAUUUUAGAAAAUGAAUAAUUUUAUUUCAAGUAAUUUAAAAUGUAACUCACUAUAUUAGUAUAACCAUUAACUAAGGAAGAAAUAAGUUAAACAUAUUUAAAGGCUGUUAAAGGGUUGAUUUAUUAAAAUUAUCAAAAAAAUAUUUAGAAUUUAUUAAAAUAUUAAUUUUUUUUUUUUUUUUUUGUUCUGAUAAUUUUCAAUAUAAUAAUUUUAACUUAAUAUGUGUAAAAAAAAUUAAUUUUUUUCAAAAACUGUACUUUACAUGAAAAAUCUAAAAAAAUUGGAAACAUAAUAUCACGUGAAGAAGAAUAUCUGUUUAAAAAAAAACUCUUGAAACACUAAUACAUAUAUAUAUUAGGACUGUUUUAGGUUUAGAUUCAGGAACUUUUUUGGCCAAAUCAGAAUUAAAACAUGUUCAGUGGAUUGACAUCCAAGGCACAGUAAAAACGUAUAAGUAUGUAUUACAUAUAAAUUAUAAAUUUUUAUAAGAAAAAAAAUGUAUCCCCGUGGGAAGGAAUCAGAAUACUCAAACAGUACUUGUACCUAUUAUAGAGACCUAACCUAACCUUGGACGAAUUGUCUCAUUUCGGGUGUAUGUGAAAACAAAUAAAAGAUGAUAUGUGUAAAAUUAAAUAUGAUUAGUAUGGUUAGAUAAAUUAGAGGGAAGCAUUAAGUGUUGUUUUAUGCGGCAAAAUAAAACUAAUGAGUCUUAAAGGUAAAUUAUAUAAAAGCCUGAUCAGACUGGCUUUGUUGUAUGAUUCAGAGUGUUUGGCGGUAGAAAAGUAAAACAGAGAUGAUAAUUGUCAGGUAGAUGAAAGGAUGGACAAGAGAAGAUAGGAUAAGGAAUAUAGUAUAAAAAAGUACAUAAAAGAUAGCAUAGACGGGACUUCAAUUGUGGAUAAAAUGACAGAAAAUAGAUUGAGAUUUCCUGAAGGAACUAACGCUAUUCUCUGAGACCUGUUAGUGAGGUAAAAAUUAAACUAAAAUAAUAGGGUAUUGCCAAACCGUAGUUGAUCCAAUGCAAUAGUUAAUAAUAAUUUAUGAUGGAUGCAAUCAAAGGCCUUUAUUUUUUAAGUUCUUUAUCAAACCAAUGGAGGAAAUUAUGAAAGUAAAAAAUAGAUUUUAUAGGGAAGGAAAAACACGGUUAAAGUUUCCAAAAGCGAUUCCUAAUUUUAUAAAGUUGCUGCUUUGGCGUUAAGAUUAUUAACAUUAUUAAACUAAUUAAACAAAUUUAAAUUUACUUUAUAAUAAUCACAUUUGUCAUAAUCCCUUUUGGUAAUUUUUAAGGGUGCACAUUUAAUGUUCAUAAAAUAAACAUUAACAAAAUAGUAACUAUACUAAAUGUCAUAUUUUGAAUGUAUUUCUUAUUGAAAUCAAUGAACUGAUUUAAUUUUUUAAAUUUUAUUUUUCAAUUUAUUUAGAAGUUCAGCUAGAGAAUAUGCAUUAUUUUUAUGUGAUUGGGGUUUUGAUCGUAAUAACACAUCACAUAUAUCCAUUGUGCUAAAAAAAUUAGAAAAUGAAAAUUCUUACACCAGGGCAGCUGCUAUUGCAAUUUUUAAUUUACGAAUGCGUGAUGCUAUAGAAAUACUAAACAAAGGUGCAAAUCAACAACCUCAUUUAAAUAUGAUAGCAAUGGCUUUAUCAGGUAAUAUUUUAUUUUUUUGAAUAUUGUUUUUUUUUAAAAAAAAUUUAAAUAUCUUAAUCAAUUUAUCAGUUCAGAUUGAAUAUUAACAUAAUAAGCAUCCAGAAACAUACAAUUAAAAUACUGUAACACUGGACAAAAUUAACAUUUUUGGUAUAUGAGUAAAAAUUAUAAGUAAAACGGGCAAUUAUAAUUUAGAUAAAAAAAAUAUGUAUAUCUGAUUUUUAAUAGUUUGUGCAAAUAUAACUUUAGCAUUUAAAAUAUUAUAAGUUUCCAUUUUAUACAUUCUGACCAAAACUAUGUAAUUUUAUAACUUGUAGUUUACUAUUUAUUUCUUUAAAAAAACUUUAUUUAGUAUAAAUAUAUUAAUUUUAAAUGUUAUAUAUUUCAGGCUAUAGUACUGAUAAGUAUAGCAUGUGGCGUGAAAUGUGUUCAAUAACUAAAGAAAAAUUGAAUGACCCAUAUUUGAGAGCAGCAUUUGCUUUUCUAACAUCUGAAUCUGAAUCUCAUGAUGCUGUUCUAGUAAAUAUUUUUUACCUAUUAUAAAAUCUUUUUUUCCAAAUAUUUAUAAUCUUUUAGAAUGAAGAUGGUAUACGAUUAGAAGAUAGAAUUGCCUUUGCUUCAAUUUUCCUGUCUGAUACAAAUUUAUCAGAAUACAUUAAUAGAAUAACAAAUAAGUUAUUAAAUCAAGGGAAUUUAACAGCAAUUUUUUUAACAGGUAUUAUUUGAUUAUAUUUAUAAAAACUUGGCUGUAAUUUUUUCUUUGGAUAAUUCAUUAUUUUUGUUUGUAAUGGAAUAUUAUUAUUUUAAAUUAAAAUUUAACCUAACCUUUUUUUUCUUAUGAAUUCCAUCUAACCAGACCACAUUAGCAUUGUUUUCUCUAGCUCGGCUUACUGUUGAUGUAACUACCUUUCAGAGGGUAAUGUAAAACCUAUUAGAUAGCUACAGACACCUAGCCACCUAGUCUGCUGUUUUUUCUUGUCUUAUCUUCCUUCAUCCAUCAUUUUCGAUUUAACCAUGAAAAAUGUUGAUGUUAUUUCUUUGCUGUUCAGUUUAAGAAAAUCACAAGCCUUUCACAAGACCACUUUCCUCCAACUUAUACCCAUAAGUGGAAUAUUUCCGUCAACUGUUUGACAAAAUUAAAAUUUCAAUACUAAAAUUUAUUUUAAUUAAUACUCCAUCUAUUUAUAGAACUUUUAAUAUAGGUUGCCAUUUGAAAAUCAAAAGUAGAUAGUAGUAGUGGUUUUAUACCCAAAAUUAAGGCGUUUGUUUUUUAAAUGUUCUAGAAAACAUUCUGGAAAAAGGUAAUACUUUCCAAGAUAAAGAGUGUUUAAGUAUUCCGUCUUCAAUUUUGUUGAAUGGUGUUGUUGCUGAUAAUAUUGAAAAUGCUUCCAAGUUAUUCGCAAACUAUUUUUCUUUAGUGUAUUCUGAUAAUUGAAAUACUGGAAACAUUUACUUCCCUUAAUGAAACAACUGGGGCGAGACCUGACAGUUUACCAUCUAUUUUUAAAAUUAUGGCUCUCUAUAUUUAUCAAACCUCUUCAUUAUUUAUUUAAUCUCUCUCUACUGGGUAGUUUUCCAAAUUUUUGAAAAAAUCUUAUAUUACACCUACUUUUACUUUACAAUCUGUAAAAAUCUCUUUUCACUACUUUGAUCAUUAUCCAGUAACUUCGGGUGUUCCACGGGGCUCUCACCUAGAGCCAUUACUAUUCCUUACUUUUAUAAAUGAUCUUAAGUCUGUCCUUGACAUCAAUAUUAAAAUUUUGUUGCAAAAUUAUACUUGGAUAUUAAAUCUAUUAAAGAUGUAAAUAUUUUACUAUCCUGUUUUAAUGAGUUUUACCAUUGUAGUGUACAAAACCUUCUCCCUAAAAUUGUAAUAAAUGCCAAGUGAUCACUUCCACACAUAGUAAAAUUUAAAUAUUUCAGUACCAAAUUAAUAAUUAUUCACUCAAUAGAGUAAAUUCUAUUAGGGAUUUGGAAGUCUAUUUUUAAAAUGAUUUAUCAUUUAAAUUAAACCAUAGAAUGAAAAUAAACAAAUCAUUUAAUUUCGAAUUCAGUUCACAUAUUUAGUCUAAUAACUAUUCAAAAUAUAUAAAUGAUUUCAAUAAUGUCCACAGUACAAGUUUUUUAAAAGAAUUUCUUAUGUUUCCAAUAUAUAUAUAUAUAUUACUAGAGAAACCAUUUAUGUUGAAAACUUCUUGAGCCCUACUCACUAUGCAUAAGACUUAAAGUAGCUGAAUUUUGUUAGUUUAGGAUAUCUUGAACUAUCUCGACUGAUUUAUUAUCGGAAAUUAGUUUCUGUAUACAAUGUAAGAACACUUGGAACUUAGACCUAUUUAAAAUUCCUUAUUACAACACCAACUGUGGAAACAAUACAUUUUUUCAAGGGCUCUUGUUUUAGCCAAUAGGAUUUCCACCACAUUAGAUUUUUUUUUACUUUCUCAUAACAUUUAAAUUUGAAGUCUAAAUAUAAAGAUUAUUAUAUUAAUUUUAAUUAUGAUAAAAAAACAUACUGUAUAUAUAUAUAUUUUUUUUUUCUCUUUGGUUUUAUCUAAAAUGUUACAAUAAGUUUUAUAAUUUUGUAAAAAAGGCAUUUGCCUGUGAACAACAAUAAAUAAUUAACUGGAUCACCUAGUAUAUAAAAAAAAAAUUAUUUUAACUUUUUUUUACUAUUGUAGGGUCAUCUCCUGAUUUAGUACCAUUAUUACAAAGAUAUUUGGAUAGUACAGGAGAUAUACAAACAGUUAGUAUACUAGCUUUGAAAAUAAUGCCAAGUGAAAUAGUUCAUGAACAUCCAGUAAUGAUGAAUUGGAUCAAUAGGUAAUAUUUUUACAGAUUUAUAUUUAUUGAUUGAUUACGUUUAUAGUAUAUGGAUAUGUGUGAUUUAAAUGUUUUUUAAUGGUUUAAUUAGUUAUCGGGAAAUUCUAAACCAAUGGCGAAUGUGGAAUAUACGAGCUAAAUUUGAUAUAUCCUUGAAAGCUGUAAAACCUCCACCUCAGAAUGUAUUUUUAUCCUGUAAUUAUUGUGGAAAAAUCAUUUGCCCAAUCACAGAUGAGAAAGACAAAGACACUGAAAAAGAAACAAAAGUACCAAGAACAAAAGACCAAAAUGAAAAUGGAUCAAAUAACUUUAAAGUAUGUUUAAUGUAUUGUAUAUGUAUUAAAGUAUUUAUAUAUACUACAUAAGUAGUAUUAGUAUAUUAUUACUAUCAGUCAAAAUUAUCAUAUCUAAAAAUUGAUUAUUUAAAUUUAUUAGAAUAUACACAGUCUAUAAUAAAGGUUACAAUAAACAUAUAAGCUGAUUAAAUAUUAAUAUAAACGAUCUGAAAGCUUGAGGAGACUAACUACCCAGCAGUAAAACUCAAGAAACCUUUAAUUUUUAGGCUUUUAUAUAUAAAUAUUAUGAGUUUAAUUUUUUUUAAUUUUUGUGUUAUGCAAAUUAUAUAUAACUGGUUAAGUGCACAUAAUAUAAAUUUCUGUGUUAAUCCAAUAGUUUAACUAUUUUAAUUUUGAAUUAUGAUAAAAUUACUUGUAAUAAUUUACCAUUUUAAUUAAAAUUAUUAUUGAACAUCUAAAUCAUUUUAUUCAAUUAUAAUUCAAAAUAUUUGAAAUUAUAUAUAUAUAUAUAUAUAUAUAUCUGAUAACUGAUCUUCAUUUAAAAUUAUUUAAAAGUAACAACUGAUUAUUACAAUCAAAUUGUUUUAAAAUAAUUUUCAUGUCUUAUUUGCCAUAGGCUGACUUCCUCUUUUAAAAAUCAAAUCUCCAUCUAUAACUGUUUACACAUCUAAAACCAUGCAUAAAACUAAAGAAAAGCAGACGAUUGCUCUACAUUAAACUAUAGGUUAAAUAGACAGAACUGUUUAGUAUCAUUAUAAUUAUUACAAACUUAAAAAAAUAUCAUUUACUAUAAAUGAGAUUUAUCUCAUUAAUUAAUUUCUUAGUGACUUUCUUUGGCCUAUCUCUUAUUUGUCCUUCUUUCAACAUGUUUAUACCAUCACAAUUCAUCAAUCUAUUUCAAUUUGCCUACUACACCUAUUAAUCCACUACAUUAUCUCGUACAUUCAUUUCCAAUAUUUUAGUCACAUUUAUUCAUUUUCUAAAAAUAUUAAUUUAAAAACCAUACAAAAUUAUAUUUACGGUUUCUAAUAAUGAUAUUUAUAUAAGGUAUAAUGGGCAUUUAAAAAUGUAAUGUAUUAUACUUUUCCAUAUUAAAAUCUUAAGUAUGUUUGGUGUACUGCUGUGUAUAUAUUAUUGUAUUGUAACCAAUAUACUUGAUUAUCUACAGUAACAAUGUAGAUUUAUGAACUAUUGAAUAUUAUUGUAUUUUCUUUACCUUGAUAUUACUUAUUUUAAAUAUAUUUAAUUAUAAUUUUUUCAGUUCACGUCAUGUCCCAAUUGUCAAAGUCCAUUACCUCGGUGUGCACUAUGUCUUGCACAUUUAGGGACAGCCAGUGCCAAAGUUCCAACAAGAAAAACAUCGGGCAAACAAACAUCCAACAGUUCUUAUGUUAUUACUGGACAAACUAUAAAUAGUUUUUCAUAUUGGUUUUCCUGGUGUCCUACAUGUAAUCAUGGUGGUCAUUCUAAUCAUAUCAGUGACUGGUUCAAGUAAAAAUUUUAAUCGUUUAAUAGUUUUAGCUUAUAAACAUACAUUAAAAAGAAAUAUUAUUUAUUAAUAAUUAUUUUCUUAGGAAUCACUUGGAAUGCCCAGUCGCUGAUUGUGUUUGUCGAUGUUAUUCUUUAGAUUCAACAAGUCGCUAUUGUUCUGUAUAGAUGUCUGUUAAAAUUAGCAGCAAAUUUUAGGAAAAGCAAUAAUAAAAAUAAAAAUUAACAGUAAUAACAAAUGAGUUUUUCUUUCUUUAACAUCAAGAUAAGAGAGAUAUUAGUCCGUUUUAACAGAAUAACAAGAAAGUAAAUAAAUAUUAUUAAAUUUAAGGGAAUCAUAACCAUGUCCUGUUUAACUAGGCUGUUUUAAACAGGAAGAAAUGGUAAUAACUAGAUAAAAACAUUUUUGAAUAUAAAUAAUAAAUACAUUUUGUUUAAAUAUUAAAUUUACAAUGAUAUAAUAAUAUUUGAUCUAAGUUUUUUAUACAUAAAAUAACAAAAAAAAAAUCUUAAAAAUGUUCAAUAAUAAUUAGUUUCCAAUCUAUAAAUCGUAAUUUCUAUGAUUUUUAGCCUGAAUUUAGCUAUAAAAAGUAUUAAAAAAACUUUACUCCAUUCCAAACGUAUUACUUUCAUCUAUAGCUAAUAAGAGUUUUUCGCAGAGUACAUUUUGUGUAGUAUACGGUGGUAAAUCAAGACGAUUGAAACAUGUAUGUGCUCUA
Molecule: messenger RNA, 14213 nt
Organism: Cinara cedri
Lineage: Eukaryota; Metazoa; Arthropoda; Insecta; Hemiptera; Aphididae
Source: the annotation of a GenBank genome assembly